GUCAGUUUUGUAUAGUUUUCGACGGUUCAUAUGAAUUGUUAACCUUCCGUAUAAAGGUUGCUUUUACUUUGAGCUGUUAGUGUUUACUUCUCAUGUUAUUAUUUUGUUUAUCCAUCCUCGACAAAUAAACCGUGUAUUUUCGCUUCCUCCGGCCUAUUUGAAAAGAAUUUCUCCUCGAAGGCAGGUCCGGUGUGAUUCCAUUUUGGACAAACGCCGUGCCGGGUCCCAAGUAUUCGGACUGAUGUCAAUAGAAUCGGAAAAAGGGCGAUUCCGAUAAAUGAAAUGAGUUACCAGAGGGGCGGCGACGAGAAGCCCAAAUUCGGCUUCCAGCUGAUGAGCAAAGCCGAGAGGGCGGCGGCACUGCCUCCGCCUCCGACGGCGGCCCUCAGCAAGCAGGGCUAUUCGACGAUGACGUCCAUAACAGAAAACGCGCUCUCCGCCUCCUGGGGCCUACCAAAGAAGAGGUCAAAGACUGAAGAAGAGUACUUUGAUGAGGAGGAUGAGACACCAAAACUUGUCUAUAUUCCAGCACCUGGCAGCCCCACGGGGCAGCAGCAGUCAGAUUCAGACGAGGAAGACCCAUUGGAUGCGUACAUGGCUGGAAUUGAAAAUCAGGUGCAGAAACUGGGUUCGAAAGCAACCGUUCCAACUGAAGCUGAUAAAAAUAAAGGUAUCAGGGAUGACAUAGAAGAAGAAGAUGUCGAGGAGUCAUAUUAUAGGUAUAUGGAAGAGAAUCCAAGAGCAGGCCUUCAAGAUGAUGAAUCUGAUGUGGAAAUAGAGUAUGAUGAAGACGGAAAUCCAAUUGCGCCCAAAAAAUCGAAGAUCAUCGACCCGUUACCACCGAUUGACCAUUCGACGAUUAAAUAUGAGGAUUUUGUGAAGAACUUUUAUUUGGAACACGAAGACAUUACAAAGUUGGACGCUGAAAAGGUAGCUGAACUGAGGAACACCCUUGGAAUUCGAGUUUCUGGUCCACAUCCACCGAACCCAGUCACAAGUUUUGGACAUUUUGGGUUUGAUGAUGCCCUUAUGAAAGCCAUUCGAAAGUCUGAAUAUACUCAACCGACUCCGAUUCAAACUCAAGCAGUACCUGCUUCCCUUUCUGGAAGGGAUAUUAUCGGUAUUGCAAAAACUGGAAGCGGUAAAACAGCUGCAUUUAUCUGGCCCCUUCUUGUCCACAUCAUGGAUCAGAAGGAGAUAGGUGUGGGCGACGGCCCGAUCGGAUUGAUCUUAGCCCCCACUAGAGAACUUUCCCAACAGAUUUACACAGAAGCUAAGAGGUUUGGGAAAGUUUACAACAUCAAUGUGGUGUGUGCAUACGGAGGAGGGUCAAAAUGGGAACAAUCAAAAGCCUUAGAAGAAGGUGCCGAAAUUGUUGUCGCUACACCUGGAAGGAUGAUUGAUCUGGUCAAGAUGAAAGUAACAAAUCUGCAAAGGGUCACGUUCUUAGUUUUGGACGAAGCGGACCGUAUGUUCGAUAUGGGCUUUGAACCUCAAGUAAGGUCGAUCUGCAAUCAUGUUAGGCCGGAUAGACAAACACUGUUGUUUUCGGCGACUUUUAAAAGAAAAGUGGAGAAACUCGCCAGAGAUGUGCUUACCGAUCCUGUACGAAUCGUUCACGGUGAUGCUGGUGGGGAAGCAAACGAAGAUGUUACCCAACAUGUUCUCGUUAUGCUCCAAUCGAACAAGUUUCCUUGGCUCCUAGCACACCUUGUCGAUUUUCAGUCAACAGGAUCGAUUCUUAUUUUUGUAACAAAGAAGAUUAAUGCAGAAGAAUUGUCAACCCAGCUCAAACUGAAAGAAAUUGACACUCUCCUGUUGCACGGUGAUAUGGAUCAAAUUGAGAGAAAUCGUGUAAUAACCGCAUUUAAGAAAAAAGAUGUUGAUAUACUUGUCGCGACUGACGUCGCUGCCCGUGGUUUGGACAUUCCACACAUACGGACUGUGAUAAAUUACGACCUCGCUAGAGACAUAGACACGCACACCCAUAGAAUUGGUAGAACUGGAAGAGCAGGGCAAAAGGGCAGCGCUUAUUCUUUAGUGACGUCUGGCGACAAAGAAUUUGCAGGGCACCUUGUGAGAAAUUUGGAAGGAGCCAACCAAGACGUUCCGCAACCGCUUCUCGACCUAGCCCUCCAGAGCUCAUGGUUCAGAAAAUCAAGGUUUAAGACUGGCAAAGGAAAAUCAAUGAAUGUCGGAGGAGCUGGCUUAGGAUUUAGAGAACGACCUGGUUUGGGCUGUGUAGAAGGGCAAACCAAUUCCCGCCCAUCAGUGAGCAUUUCUGAAGUUGUGUCUAAAAGUUCAAGGGGGCCAGUUAUGGAUAGGUUAUCCGCUAUGAAAGCCGCUUUUAGGGCACAGUAUCAAAGUCAGUUUACUGCGUCUGAGGAUCAUACUUGGGAACAGACUCGAGACAACCCAGAAGGCGCGCCCAAGGCCCCGGCAGUGAAGGGACCUCUGAAGGAAAGAAGAGCUAAGAGAAGCAGAUGGGACACACCCACAUAGAUUAAAAUAUUUGAAACUAAUUUUACAAAAUUGGAUUUAUUAUUGUGGUGUACAAGUACACUCCCUUAGUUUUUUACCAAUUACCACUCAAAAUAUUGAGUGCACUAAUAAAACUUUUUUUUGGUAACUAAUUAAAAUACCAAGGAUGAAUGUACUUUAUAUUGUGAAAUUUGAAUUUUCCAGAUCAGUUGACAUUUUAAGUAAUAACUAGUUAUAUUGCCUAAUUUGUAUUUAUUUUAUAUUUCAUGAAUAUGUAAUUAAUGCUUACUUGUGUCAAUUCAUUUUGUAAAUAUUUCAAUAUAGGUUUCUAGACUUUGCAAAAAUGGCUGAAAAUGUUGUU
Molecule: messenger RNA, 2842 nt
Organism: Cimex lectularius (bed bug)
Lineage: Eukaryota; Metazoa; Arthropoda; Insecta; Hemiptera; Cimicidae
Product: ATP-dependent RNA helicase DDX42
Exons: 14
Coding region: 283-2502 (739 amino acids)
Molecular function (GO): ATP binding; RNA helicase activity; RNA binding
Source: RefSeq, a predicted model, not a curated record